Messenger RNA from Verticillium alfalfae VaMs.102, 2103 nucleotides. RefSeq lists its product as hypothetical. The record is from RefSeq and is a predicted model, not a curated record. Bases 1 to 2103 code for a protein of 700 amino acids. The transcript is spliced from 2 exons. NCBI's taxonomy places the organism in Eukaryota, Fungi, Ascomycota, Sordariomycetes, Glomerellales, Plectosphaerellaceae.
AUGACAGCCAUGCUUUCGGAACGACUCCGUGCAGGGCUUCUUCGGUUUCGCAGCCCAAACCUGGGCGCUGCCCUGCAGUUCAUUCCUGCUAUGGGCAGCCAGCUGCUGGACGAGCUAAUCCAUGCCUACAUUCCCGGGGAUGCUUCCAUCCAGGACAAGCGCUCAUUCGUUUCCAUGGACUUCUUCGAGUACUCUCGCUUGACCGGCGAGACCUUCAGGUACUACCCAGUAGCAGCACGUAACACGGCAACCUCGUCUGCCAGUUCAAGCCCCGCCCAGGAUUCCGGAUACGCAUCCCAGUUUGUGUCUCCUGUGAUUUCGGACGGUAGCUUCUCGACGCCUGCCUCUGUCGACAUCGCGACCCCUGCUUCCUUCUUCCAAGAUACUGCUGCCCAGCAGGCCGCCAAGAAGGCCCCAAAGAAGGCCGUCGCCUCCUCAUCUCGAUCGCCCGCUAAUGACUUCUCACACAUCCCCGGAAUGAAGAUCAUGACCCGUGAUGGUCUGGACAUCACAAACUCGGCCUCUCGCGGCUGCAAGACCAAGGAGCAGCGCGACCACGCACAUUUGAUGAGAAUCAUCAAGGCGUGCGACGCCUGCAAGAAGAAGAAGAUCCGAUGCGACCCUAGCCACAAGAAGCGCACGACGACACAGGCACAGGCUCCGGCACCCUCUCAAUCCCAAUCACGACCGAAGCCUUCCAAGAAGCUCAAGCAAGCCGCAACCGAACCACCACUUGCCGCGCCACAAGAUUUAGGCAUAUUCGAUGCGUCUUCCUUCAGCAUGGAUGACGCUUUUGCCGGCUUUGAGCUUCCCGCGACCACAAUCGAGUUCCAAGAGUCUUGGGAGUCAUUCGUUCACUACGAUGAUGAGCCCAUGUAUGGUGUCCCUGUUGACUACGACUUCUUCUUCGACCCUGCCGGUCACUUCUCGCCCGGUUCGAACAGCUCUGUAUCCUCCUCUCAGCCAGCCGUCACUGCCCAGUCUCAGCCAGUCUCUCGACCACCAACUACGCCACCGUCUCUCCCAUACAUGGGUGCUGGCAGCUCUGGUUCCAACUACGUCGACUUUGAUCUGUUCUCGCCUGCUGCUAGCUUUAUUGACGAUGAGUCUCUGCCUGUCAACGACAUUGCCAACUUCCACGGGGAACGUAGGAGCGACAACAUUCAGAAUGGCCCGAGCGGGCCUACCUUGGUACAACUCUGGUGCGGAGACGUUGGGUGUAGGAAGGCAGACGCAGACACAGAACACACCGCUGGUUUUCAUCUGAUGAGAGCCAAGCGUCCGGUGCACCAUCUACAGCAUCUCCACAAACUCCCCGAUACUCAAGUGGUAUGUCAAUACCUGUCCCAAAUCAUGCCGAUGCCACUAACCAGUUGUCAGGAUGAACCUCUUACAGAUGCGCCAAGGACAGUAUCGUCCGCAACUCGUCAAAACAGCUCGUCCACCGGUCGUGGCAGGCUAGACUUUGUGUCUCGACCUCGGUCCCGCGGUGCGACUGGUGAGGCCAUGUGCGAUAUCGCGGCGGCCAGUUCAGCACCACUAUCAAGCUUACGCCCUUCGGUUGCUGGUACUUCCGAGAUUACUACCGUUUCGGACGCGUCAUCGUCGACAACGGUCGCUGCACGACUAAGGACUGGUGCGUCAAUGCAGAAGUCACAGCUCUCGUCGUCAGCCCGCCUCGCAAUUAUGCCCCGUGCCCUCGAUGUACGCAGCAGCGGCGUGCCUGGGACUUCCGUUGCCGUGUCAUCUGCAGGCGAGACUAUGUCAAGCCUUCUGCCCACACCCCAUGCGAUUAGCAUGGUGGUGGCAUGCGGCGUUCUUGGUUGCGUACCCCUGUCUAGGGCGGUAUGCCUCCUUUCCUUUGUGCUUGGGCUUGUCGCCCUGGGGUCGCUCUACUGCCCCCAGACCGCAUGGUCAGGUACGGAUCAGAGAAUCCACAAAACCACUCCCUUAUCCAGGAGUCAAGACAACAAGCAGAGCUUCCUCUCUCGACGAUGCGAGAGCUGGAGGUUCACAGCACAUAACGAGUGUCGCCAUAUGGACACGUUCUAUCCCACGAUGGGGCGCCUGGCGACUUCUAGGUUGCUGGCGCUCACUCGGUAA